AUGGACAUAAAUAAUUUCAUCUGUGCCAAUAAACCCGGAGAACUUACCUUUGAAGGAGGAAGAGGCUCCUCCACGGUUGAUAUCACAUUAAUUGCUGGGGUACUCGCGAGUCAGAUUACAGGCUGGCGUGUAGUCGAGGAGGAGACUCUCAGCGACCAUAGAUAUAUCUCCUUCAGGAUCCGGGAGAAUUCCAAAGCUGUUGUUGAUUCCGGGAGAUUUAUAUCUGGCUUCCCUGGCUGGAUCAUAAAGGACCUAAAAAAGAAAAAGAAUAAAAUAUUAGAGGAAUUUUCCAAGCAGCUUGUAGAAAUGAAACAACGGUUGGGGGAUGGGGCAUCGUGGGGUAACAUGGAGGGGGAAAUUAGCAAAAUUUUCUUUAGGACCUGUGACAAGAUUUUUAAGAGGAGACAUACGGGACCCAAUAAGAGGAAAACGCAUGCAUACUGGUGGGAUAAGGAGGUUAGCGAAAUCUGGAAAAGAUGUAAUAAAGCAGCGCGAUACCUUUGCAAACGUAAAAGAAAGAGGGAAUCGGAUCCUAUCAGCUUUCAAAACGCGUUGGUCCUAUAUAAUAAAAGGAAGAAAGAAUUAAGGAAAAUUAUUAAGAAUAAGAAAUUGAGGUGCUGGAGAGAACUUAUAAAGGAUCUGGAUAGAGAUGUGUGGGGGUUAGCAUACAAAAUUAUUUUUAAGAAAUUCAAAAGGAUGGGUCCACCCAUCCCUCGCGCUGAGGGGAUUGAAAUAAUUAAAGAGCUGUUUCCGUCAGGAGCGGAGAUCCCAGAAAUCGAGGAGAGCACUCUAGAGCAGAUUAGGGGAGAGGCUGCGGAGGAACUACGUUUAACCAAAGAAGAAUUAAUUAAACAUGCCAAGUGCAUUAGGGUAGGUAAGGCCCCGGGUUCAGAUGGGAUUCCUGGGAAAAUAGUGAAACUAUUGCCAACAAUAGUUGGCUCUGGGUAG
This is a messenger RNA of Megachile rotundata (alfalfa leafcutting bee), 948 nucleotides long. RefSeq lists its product as uncharacterized. Lineage: Eukaryota; Metazoa; Arthropoda; Insecta; Hymenoptera; Megachilidae. The record is from RefSeq and is a predicted model, not a curated record.